AUGGAGAACUUUCACUGUUUUGAUAGCAAUGAUUCACAUUUGCCUCCAGGUUUUAGAUUCCACCCAACUGAUGAAGAACUGAUCACUUACUAUCUACUAAAGAAGGUUCUCGACUGUAAUUUCACUAGCAGAGCCAUUGCUGAAGUUGAUCUUAACAAGUGCGAGCCCUGGCAACUUCCUGGGAAAGCAAAGAUGGGAGAAAAAGAAUGGUACUUUUUCAGCCUCCGGGAUCGGAAAUACCCAACUGGGUUAAGGACUAAUCGCGCAACAGAAGCUGGAUACUGGAAGGCUACCGGAAAAGACAGGGAAAUUUACAGCUCAAAGACUUGUUCACUGGUGGGUAUGAAGAAAACCCUAGUUUUCUAUCGUGGAAGGGCUCCAAAGGGUGAAAAGAGCAACUGGGUUAUGCAUGAGUACCGUCUUGAAGGCAAAUUAGCAUAUCACUACUUGUCUAGAAAUUCCAAGGAUGAGUGGGUGAUUUCUCGAGUGUUUCAGAAGAGUGGCCAAGGAAGCGCAACCGCCUCCGGAAGUAGCAAGAAGCGGCUGACAACCUGCUUCAACCCUUUUUCUGAAGUUAGCUCUCCCUCUUCAGUUUCUCUGCCGCCGCUCCUCGAGUCCCCAGCCGCCAUCACUGACCAUGAUAGCUGUUCAUACGACGGCAACCCCACUAAUACCAAGGAGCACGUGCCCUGUUUCUCCACCGCUGCACCACCCAGUUUCAACCAUAACUCUUUCUUUGAGCUCCCGCCGACCACCAGUCAGAAUAUCUUCGCCGCCGAUCACUCAUCUUCUUCAUCCAGUUUUACUAGAAACAACAUUGGUGGAAUCUCCUCUUUUCCCAGUUUGCGGUCUCUCCAAGAAAAUCUUCAGCUGCCUUUCUUUUUCUCUGCUGUGGCUCAUCCACCAAUGCACAGCGGCGUUACUGAUCAGAUGACUGGUUACGGCCCUGUUAGCCACUGGCCACCGCUGGAGAAUCAGAAAAUGGGUCCCACUUCUACUGAGCUCGACUGCAUGUGGAGUUGCUAA
Fraxinus pennsylvanica is the source of this 1026-nucleotide messenger RNA. Lineage: Eukaryota; Viridiplantae; Streptophyta; Magnoliopsida; Lamiales; Oleaceae. The record is from the annotation of a GenBank genome assembly.